AUGAUUUUCUGUUUCAUUCUGAUUUUUCUUCUUCCGCAUCAAUUGCUUACUGUAGAGUGGAGCAAUGGAACUCUUUCCAGAUGGAAAAGAGUUCAGAAGUCGAGAGUUACAAUUGUAGACCCAAGUUUGGUCACAGGACCAAACAGUCUUCUCAAUCUAGCGGAGUUGACUACUAGAAACUUAGAAGAGUACAUCGGAGAAAUGGAUCAUCCAACAACUACAGAGAAAGCCCUUGAGUUUGUGGCGACGUAUGGAUUGCUCGCAAACGAACGCGAGUGUGAACAGGACUGGUGUAGCCAGUACAUGUCUCUGGUCAAGGAUUCCAGUAAAAAAAAUGAUAUGCUAGUCUGGCGCUGCUCAACAUGCAAAAGCGACGGGAUGUCCAGUAAAGUAUCGAUCAGAGAAAACUCAUUUUUCGAAGGUCUCCGUAUUCCGCUCCAAAAAGUAUUGUACAUCGCAGCUGAUUGGAUCGAAAAUCCGACAAAAACAGCGAAGGACUCCGCUGCGUACUUCGAAACAUCUGAAAACACCAUUUCUGAUUACCACGAAUGGUUUCGGGACAUGACACAGCAGUGGUGGGAAAGAGAAGCAGGAAUGAACAAAAACAUUAUGCGAAUAAUUCAAAAACUAGAGGGAGACCAGUACGUACUUCGUCCACUGCAAAACCAAUCACUACUCCCACGUUCUCAACGAAAAAACAGAAGUCAACUACUACACCGAAAACCACUACCGUUGCCCCCAAAACGACUUCCGCUACAAGGAGACGGACAACUACAAAGCAGAAGGACACUCAAGUGA
Messenger RNA from Caenorhabditis remanei, 798 nucleotides. RefSeq lists its product as uncharacterized. NCBI's taxonomy places the organism in Eukaryota, Metazoa, Nematoda, Chromadorea, Rhabditida, Rhabditidae. The transcript is spliced from 4 exons. Bases 1 to 798 code for a protein of 265 amino acids. The record is from RefSeq and is a predicted model, not a curated record.